AUGAGCUACGACUUGAAACAAGAUCUCGUCUUGUUCAAAAAUUAUGUGGGGUUGAUCCCAGAAAUCGUACCCGGUAAGUCAUAUCUAUCUAUUAUAACGUAUAAUCAGAGCACAUCACCAAAUUGGCUAGUCAAUUCUUUAAUCGAAAACGCCUUGAUCGGUACAGCAUCGCUUAUCAACCAAGAAUUGAAACAUGUUCAUCACAAGAGUAAUGUUGUACUAAUUAGUUUUUUGCACAAUGAAAACUUUUAUAUCAAAAACUGCAGAAAGAAUGGACUAGACUUGACCCAAAUCUCAAGCUUCACAUUUGUCGACUAUUUCACACAUUUGUUUCAACAAAAGAUAAAAGAUCCUAAUAAUGCAUCAGAGGAUGUAAAGGGGCUUUUCGAUAUAAAAGUCGAGCCCAACUCAGUAAUUAUCAUUGAUGCACCAGAGACUUUGCUAUACUCAACCAAUAUCAGUAGUAAUGACUUGUUAUCUUGUCUACUCAAAUUGAAUAAAAAAUGCUAUCAAAUGUACAUUACUAGUUGCAAAAACUCGCCACAACUCGUUGAUUACGCAGUUAACGAGAUAAUUAACCCUACUUACAAAAUUACCGAUUUUAUCACAAAGCUACUAUUCAGAUCGCAUUUGAAUAUAACGUUGGAACCUCUUGCUACUGGUAGAGCAAAGGACAUUACAGGAAGCUUAGUGGUGAGUCGAGGUGUAUUACCAUACGACUCGUUGGUCGUGAAUGAAAGAGAAUACGCUUACAAUAUAACAAAAGACUCAAACGUGAAGAUAUUCUUCCGUUAA
Molecule: messenger RNA, 795 nt
Organism: Lodderomyces oxycetoniae
Lineage: Eukaryota; Fungi; Ascomycota; Pichiomycetes; Serinales; Debaryomycetaceae
Product: Elongator subunit
Exons: 1
Coding region: 1-795 (264 amino acids)
Biological process (GO): tRNA wobble uridine modification
Cellular component (GO): elongator holoenzyme complex
Source: RefSeq, a predicted model, not a curated record